Molecule: messenger RNA, 876 nt
Organism: Seminavis robusta
Lineage: Eukaryota; Bacillariophyta; Bacillariophyceae; Naviculales; Naviculaceae
Source: the annotation of a GenBank genome assembly
AUGGAGGACGACGGUCAAUUCGAUGAUGCCUCGGAAGAGCAACAACAAGAAGAAGCAGAACAACAAGAAGAAGCAGAGCCCAUUCCUAACAACAGCAUCACCAAAAAACGAGACAGUGCAACUCGUCGGAGCAUUCCUACGCAAAAUAGAACGAGCAAAAAGCCGCGAACCGAACAACUUUCGUAUGAUUGGUGGAAAAAUCUGGAAUUGUUGAAAGCGUGCCAAGAGAAAAAGGGUCCUUCGGAUGUGCUGACGGCGUGGUUUUCCGAGCAAUGGAAGAAUCGACAAUUUUUGAGUGCGGACAAGCAACAGGCAUUGGAAGACUUUGUGAAAGUCGAACACUCAAAACAACAACAACAACAACAACAACAACAACCAAUUGUUGUCAAGAAGAAAUCGCGCAAGGUGGUUAGUACAAAAGUUAUUGUGGCCCAUCGCAAGACGCGCACAUGGUGGGAAUGUUUUGAUUUGUUGAAAGAAUUCAAAGCGAAAAAUGGCCAUUGCAAAGUCCCCGUCCGACACGACGAAGCAUUGAAUGCGUGGGUCCGCGUCCAACGUCGAAAACGGCAUUCUCUGGAUGGCGCCAAAUGGCAAGCACUGGAAGAUCUCGGCUUUAUUUGGGACAAGGGAAACAAUCCGUGGACCGAAGUAGUAUUUCAAGAAGUCCUAGAAAAAAAACAAGAAUUUGAAACAUCCACAGGUGCAGGAGGAGGAGAGGAUGCCUUUAGUGAAUAUUUGGGGCCCAAAACAAGACUGCAUCGAUGGUUUGCAGCGCAAUUAGGAAGACUAAAGGAAGGAGCCCUGACAGAAGAUCAGGAAACCAGAUUGGAAUCGUUUCUAUCCAGUCUCUCCUCCUCCACAAAAGGAAAAUCAUGA